GCCGCUGGAGGGAGCAUGUCUUUCCGAGGCGGGAGUCGCGGAGGCUUCAAUCGCGGUGGUGGAGGUGGAGGCUUCAACCGUGGAGGCGGAAACAACCACUUUCGAGGGGGAGGCGGCGGCGGCAAUUUCAGAGGCGGCGGCCGAGGAGGAUUUGGACGAGGGGGCGGCCGUGGAGGCUUUAAUAAAUUCCAAGAUCAAGGACCUCCAGAACGUGUCGUCUUGUUAGGAGAGUUCAUGCAUCCCUGUGAAGAUGACAUUGUCUGUAAAUGUACCACAGAGGAAAACAAGGUGCCUUACUUCAACGCUCCUGUUUAUUUAGAAAACAAAGAACAAAUCGGGAAAGUGGAUGAGAUAUUUGGACAACUGAGAGAUUUUUAUUUUUCAGUUAAAUUGUCAGAAAAUAUGAAGGCGUCUUCCUUUAAAAAGCUGCAGAAGUUUUAUAUAGACCCAUUUAAGCUGCUGCCACUGCAGAGGUUUCUGCCUCGUCCUCCGGGUGAGAAAGGACCGCCCAGAGGUGGUGCUGGUGGUGGCAGGGGAGGUCGAGGAGGAGGAAGAGGUGGCCGAGGUGGUGGAAGAGGUGGUGGCUUUAGAGGUGGAAGAGGUGGAGGUGGGGGCUUCAGAGGAGGAAGAGGAGGUGGUGGAUUCCGGGGAAGAGGACAUUAGAUGUGCAGUUGGCAGACCUCACCACUUCUGCUUCCGCUGUGCUGCGUGGUCUGCUGCUGUGAUUGAAGUUGGUCUGGAGCAGUUGUGACGAUGUGCCGCGUGCCACUGGAGCUGGAUUGUCAGCAUCGGGUAGACGCGUGCGGAGCAGGACACUCAGUUUCCUCAGAAAGAGCAUGAAGCAGCCUGCCUGUACAGUACCUGACGCUGUGGCUGCUUAAAGAACAACAGGACUUUUUAUUUGAAGCGUAUUUGGAUAUUUUAAAAUAAAUUUUUUUAUUUCUUUACCUUACUGUUUAUUGAACCAGAUCUAUUUUCUUGAAAAUUGAAGGAACAAGUAAAGCUUAAACCAAUUGAACUACAGGUAGAAAAGGGGGCAUGGGUAAGGUUUGUUUAAAAUAUAUUAUGAUUCUAAAAAGCAGCAAUACAUUCACAAGCAAAACCCCUGUCCCCACGAUGUCGUUGGGACAGUACUUUAAAGAUGCUUAGAGAUGAACUCCUUUUGAAGAGGCUGAGCAGUGACGUUUGCUGCAUCACUGUGGUUUUUGGUACACUGAAUAAAGCUAUUGCAGGUUUGGGUUUUUA
Messenger RNA from Acomys russatus (golden spiny mouse), 1245 nucleotides. RefSeq names its product GAR1 ribonucleoprotein (gene Gar1). Gene Ontology annotation, biological process: ribosome biogenesis; snoRNA guided rRNA pseudouridine synthesis. NCBI's taxonomy places the organism in Eukaryota, Metazoa, Chordata, Mammalia, Rodentia, Muridae. Bases 16 to 663 code for a protein of 215 amino acids. The transcript has 6 exons. Gene Ontology annotation, molecular function: box H/ACA snoRNA binding. Gene Ontology annotation, cellular component: box H/ACA snoRNP complex. The record is from RefSeq and is a predicted model, not a curated record.